This is a messenger RNA of Misgurnus anguillicaudatus (oriental weatherfish), 970 nucleotides long. Lineage: Eukaryota; Metazoa; Chordata; Actinopteri; Cypriniformes; Cobitidae. The record is from RefSeq and is a predicted model, not a curated record.
GUGUGACUAAUGUGACAUCACUAAUAGAGAGGGUUUAAAUGCGGGAAAUGCCAAUGUUCGGCAACUGAUGACCUGCGUCACCAUGUUCUCACUUAUCCUUGCAUCAGUGCUCAUUGCUAGCGCCUUUGGUUGUGGCCAACCACCCAUUGAGCCUGUCACCUCCCGCGUGGUCAAUGGAGAGGACGCCAAACCCCACAGCUGGCCUUGGCAGAUCUCUCUGCAGUAUCAGAAUGGUGACUCAUGGCAUCACACAUGUGGAGGAUCUAUUAUUGACACUAACUGGGUGAUGACUGCUGCUCACUGUAUCAGUUCUUCACGGACGUACAGGGUGUUUGUUGGUAAGCAUAACCUGGCAGAGGAUGAGGCUGGGUCAAAAGCCAUCAGUCCAGAGAAGAUCAUUGUGCAUGAGAAGUGGAACUCCAUAUUUGUGGCCCUCGGAAAUGACAUUGCCCUGAUUAAGCUGUCCGAGCCUUUAACACUAAGUGAUAGUGUUCAGCUGGGUUGUAUCCCACCUGCAGGCAACGUCCUUCCAAACAACUACACCUGCUAUGUUACAGGCUGGGGAAGACUGUCCACUGGAGGACCUCUGCCUGAUAAACUGCAACAGGCUCUGAUGCCCGUUGUUGAUCAUAAGACCUGCACUCGUUUUGACUGGUGGGGUCCAUCCAUCAAAGAAACCAUGGUCUGCUCUGGUGGAGAUGGUGUUGUUGCUGCCUGCAAUGGUGACUCUGGUGGUCCUCUGAACUGCAAGAACUCUAAUGGUAUUUGGGAAGUGCAUGGUAUUGCCAGCUUUGUUUCUGGCCUGGGUUGCAAUGCUUUGAAGAAACCUACUGUUUUCACCCGUGUGUCCGCUUUCAAUGACUGGAUUGAUCAGACCAUGAUGAACAACUAAGAUGGACCACACAUGCUGAUCUUAUGGCAAAGAACGAAAAUUCCAACAAACCAUCAAAUAAAGAUCAAGAUAAAGUUA